AUUGCACUGCCCAGUGUCAGCAAUGCUCAGGGGACCCUGCCGGAUGGCACCAGUAGAUUCACCUGCAAAGGGAAGCCCAUCCACCACUUCAUCGGCGUCAGCACCUUCUCCCAGUACACGGUGGUGGAUGAGAGUGCAGUGGCCAAAAUUGAUGCAGCCUCGCCCCUGGAGAAAGUCUGCCUCAUUGGCUGUGGAUUUUCAACUGGUUAUGGGUCUGCAGUCAAAGUUGCCAAGGUCACCCCAGGCUCUACCUGUGCUGUGUUUGGCCUGGGAGGGGUCGGCCUAUCUGUCGUUAUGGGCUGCAAAGCAGCCGGAGCAGCCAGGAUCAUUGCAGUGGACAUCAACAAGGACAAAUUUGCAAAGGCCAAAGAGUUGGGUGCCACUGAAUGCAUCGCCCCUCAAGACUACAAGAAACCCAUCCAGGAGGUGCUAAAGGAAAUGACUGAUGGAGGCGUGGAUUUUUCGUUUGAAGUCAUCGGUCGUCUUGACACCAUGAUGGCUUCCCUGUUAUGUUGUCAUGUGGCAUGUGGCACAAGUGUUGUCGUAGGGUUACCUCCUGAUUCCCAAAACCUCUCAGUGAACCCUAUGCUGCUACUGGCUGGACGCACCUGGAAAGGAGCUGUUUUUGGUGGCUAUAAAAGUAAAGAAGAUGUCCCCAGACUUGUGGCUGAUUUUAUGGCUAAGAAAUUUUCACUGGAUGCAUUAAUAACCAAUGUUUUACCUUUUGAAAAAAUAAAUGAAGGAUUUGACCUGCUUCGUUCUGGGAAAAGUAUCCGUACUGUCCUGAUGUUUUGAGAUAAUACAGAUGCCUUUCCUUGUAGCAGUCUUCAGCCUCCUCUAUCCUACACAAUCUGGAGCAACAGCUGAAAAACAUCAUUAAUUCUGCUCUUCAGAGAUGUAAUCAAUAAAUUACACAUGGGGGAUUUCCAAUGAAAUGAAAAUUGAUGGGAAAUUAUCUUUCAAGUAAAUGUUUACUAAAUGAAAUGUUGAACAUCAGCUGGGGAAUUGAAGCUAAUAAAUCUUCCUUCUUAACCAUUCUACCUGUGUCAUCUUUUCCAUUGAGAAAAACUAUUUCCUAUGACUUCUUGCAUUUUUGGUAUCUUCACAAUCCUCAGUCACUGAAUCCCAGUGGAGGCGACCUUUCAUUUACCCUGAACUUACCCAUGCUAGGCUCUUGCGCUUGAAGUCUCCUACCUCUAUCUCAAUUUUCACUGUCGGCAUUUUCCUUUUUUUUUUUUUUUUUUUAAAUAAAAUGUACCGAAGCCCUAUGGUAAAAGCUA
Messenger RNA from Cebus imitator (Panamanian white-faced capuchin), 1280 nucleotides. Its product is annotated as alcohol dehydrogenase 1A-like. Gene Ontology annotation, cellular component: cytosol. Gene Ontology annotation, molecular function: zinc ion binding; all-trans-retinol dehydrogenase (NAD+) activity. The record is from RefSeq and is a predicted model, not a curated record. NCBI's taxonomy places the organism in Eukaryota, Metazoa, Chordata, Mammalia, Primates, Cebidae. The annotation marks the transcript as partial. Gene Ontology annotation, biological process: retinol metabolic process; retinoic acid metabolic process. The transcript has 5 exons.